AGGCCCGCCUACUUAAAGUUCUUCCGUUUUCCGAACCCGUUUUACUUCCUUUCCGCCCGUACGAGCUCUACCGUGAACACGCGAUACCACGCUGUCUUAAAACAUGCGUUACGUAGCUGCAUACCUGCUCGCUGCCCUCGGAGGCAAAGAGAGCCCAGAUGCCGCCGACAUCAAGAAAAUCCUUGAGAGCGUUGGUAUUGAGGCCGAUGACACACGUCUGGAGAAGGUUGUCUCUGAACUCGGUGGCAAGGAUGUAGAGGUGGUGAUUGCUCAGGGCUACGGUAAACUGGCUAGCGUACCUUCUGGAGGUGCUGUGGCCGUGGCCGCCUCUGGUGGUGGAUCUGGCGGUGCUGCUGCCCCUGCUGCAGCUGCUGAGGAGAAGAAGGAAGAGAAGAAGGAGGAGUCUGAGGAAUCCGAUGACGACAUGGGAUUCGGACUCUUCGAUUAAACUUCUCUGGACUAAAAUAAAAUUUGUACAAACUC
Alosa sapidissima (American shad) is the source of this 483-nucleotide messenger RNA. It is a transcript of the gene rplp2b, whose product is annotated as ribosomal protein, large P2, like. The coding region runs from base 104 to 448 and encodes 114 amino acids. Lineage: Eukaryota; Metazoa; Chordata; Actinopteri; Clupeiformes; Clupeidae. The record is from RefSeq and is a predicted model, not a curated record. The transcript is spliced from 5 exons. Gene Ontology annotation, cellular component: cytosolic large ribosomal subunit; ribosome. Gene Ontology annotation, biological process: cytoplasmic translational elongation. Gene Ontology annotation, molecular function: structural constituent of ribosome.